This is a messenger RNA of Dictyostelium purpureum, 267 nucleotides long. RefSeq lists its product as uncharacterized. The annotation marks the transcript as partial. The transcript has a single exon. Gene Ontology annotation, biological process: Ras protein signal transduction; positive regulation of GTPase activity. NCBI's taxonomy places the organism in Eukaryota, Evosea, Eumycetozoa, Dictyosteliales, Dictyosteliaceae. The record is from RefSeq and is a predicted model, not a curated record. Gene Ontology annotation, molecular function: guanyl-nucleotide exchange factor activity. Gene Ontology annotation, cellular component: plasma membrane.
CAUCCACCAUGUAUACCUUAUUUAGGUGUUUAUUUAACUCAUUUAACUUUUAUAGAGGAUGGUAUGAAGAAUCAUUUAAAUCAAGAUGAAGAAAUUAUAAAUUUUGAAAAAUGUAGAAAAAUAUCAGUUGUCAUUAGAGAACUCAAACAAUACCAACAACAAUACCAUUUAGAAACCGAAGAAAUUACUCAACGUUAUUUAAAUAAUUUACCUUCAAUUCAAUCUCAAAAAUCAAAGUAUAAACUAAGUUUAAUUUGUGAACCAAAA